CACAGAGGAAGGAGGAGAAGCCUGACGUCAGCGGCAGAGGAGGAAAAGGGGUGUAGUGAGGCAAACAAUAUACAGCUCUAAGGAUGGUGCGGAUUUUGGCCAAUGGAGAUAUUGUACAAGAUGAUGAUCCUCGAGUGAGACAGAACACUCAGAAUACAGAGAACUCAUCUCGACCGGGUUUUUUCAACACGAGGACUAAUGCAGGCCCUGCCCCACGACGACAGCAGCAGCAGCAGCAGUACCACCAGCAGCAGCAGGGCGCAAGGCCAGGGGAACGCUCCCCAUUUUCAGACAUCAAUCAACAACUAGUGAACAUGGGAUUCCCCACCUGGAACCUUGGCAACCAGGUGGUGGAGCCAGUCAUGUCCAUCCUGUUGCUGUUUCUCCUCAUGAUGGUGGGCGUGCGCGGCCUCCUCUUGGUAGGCCUCAUCUACAUCGUCUCCCAUUUAAGCCAGCGAUGACAGGAACUUUGGUACAGGCCAUGAUUGGUGCCUGGGGGAUAGAGAGCCACAUUUUCUUGUCGGAUGUGUUGGAGUGUGUGUGUGUGUGUGUGUGUGUGUGAGUGAGGGAGAGAGAGAGAGAGAGAGAGAGUGAUAUGUUCCCUGUGUGUGUGUGUGUGCGCACAUGUACGUGCUUGUUUAUGAAUACUCCUUACUGAGAAUCUUUGUAAAUAGAAAUCAUAGGGAACAGAAAUGAGCAACUGGGAGUGUGAGUUCAUGAUGAUACCAUGUCUUCCACUUCGGUUGCCUACUGAUGAAGCUUAAAAAUGGCGUCCUUUCAGUCAGUGGCACAAGGGCUCUGGACCAGGAACGCUAGAUUCGUUUUUCUGAGCUGCUCAGGAUGUUGCAGAUGCGGCCGUGGUCUCAGGCUUGUGGGUAGAUGCUUGGCUUUUUUUUAUUGCUUUUUUGGGGUUAAAGGACUGUAAAGGCAGGAGCUAGAUCUCUCUAUAGGUAAACAAUGCAAAGACUGGUGGGCAUGCACUUGAACCUAGUCUGUAACGGACAGUGUUUCUUAUGAGAUGAUUAAGCAGAUGUCAGAAGGGCUCCAGAAAGAAGUUAGCAUGCCAGCAGUGGAAGACUUAAAGGAAAGACAUAGGUGACCCCUAUUACUUCGGAAAAGUCUACCCAGAUCUUCUAAAAUGGGCAGGAGUUUGAAGAUUGAUUGAACACCAAGCUUUUUAAUUCAAGCCCCAAGUCACAGGAUUGACAUACCAUAUCAAAACUGAUGGAGUCUUUGAUUUGUGUGUAGGAAUAUAGAUUGCACUGUUGUUGCCCCCCUGAACACAUUGGGCUUGCGAAGGGGCACGUGCUGGGCUCUGGCUAAGCAGUGUUUGUUAGGAAGAGCCAUUUUGAGAACUGCUGCCGUUAUGUGGGAUGGGUCCGUGUGCCCCUUUUCAUUUGUGCAGUUCCAUGGUGGGGACCUUGGUUCUCUGUGUGAGUGCUGUUUGAGGGUGACGCUCAGGAUGGUCACGUGCGGUCUGCCCUAAGCGUGAACCAAUCCAUUGUCCCAUAAUACCCAUUGUGGGGUGUGUGUGAAUGUAUGUGUAUGUGUUACAAUGGGGGAGCCUUACUGAGUCCGUGUGUGCAGUGGGCACACGUAAAACGGUUCUUGCUUCCACUAAAUGAGUUGAAUGAAUAGAAUUGACUGUACGUUUCUGGAUCCCAGUAUGACUUGGUGGGAGCACUGCGCCAAACGGCUUCCUCUGCUAGCGAUGGGGCUCCUCCUAAAUCAGUGUGGAGGAAUAGAAUUCAAGCAAGGAAAAAGUAUUUGUAACCACCUCCCCCAGCACUUUGUAAUACUCCUUGCAAAUUGAUCCUUAAUCCAUCUCCUUUUCCCCCUCUUUCCAAACAGGCUGUAGCCUGCAUUUCUUUUUGUUUGUUUGAUCGAUCUUUGUCUAAUAAUGAAUGUUGCGGGCUUAAGAAAAAAAAUAUUGGAGAUGUCUUCCUUCUUCAUUUCAAGAUUAUUCUGUGAACUGCAACAUAUUAAAAACCAAAAAAUUAAACAAAAAUAAAAAAAAACCUUUGGAAAUUGA
Messenger RNA from Elgaria multicarinata webbii, 2032 nucleotides. It is a transcript of the gene FAM241B, whose product is annotated as family with sequence similarity 241 member B. NCBI's taxonomy places the organism in Eukaryota, Metazoa, Chordata, Lepidosauria, Squamata, Anguidae. Gene Ontology annotation, cellular component: intracellular membrane-bounded organelle. Bases 84 to 461 code for a protein of 125 amino acids. The record is from RefSeq and is a predicted model, not a curated record. The transcript is spliced from 3 exons.